AUGGUACAAAGGAUAAUUUUCGACACUCACUCGGCGCUCCAAGGCUUCCAACGACUACAGGAAGCUCUUGAAGCGAUGCCAAUCGUCCCGGAGGGAGGAAAUCCUGACUUUGGUCUCCCACGCGUCAAUGUUCGCCUCUUUCCUGGCCUUCAAUGGCUCGUCAUCACAGAGGACGUAGCUCAAGCUCCCCACUUAUCCGGUGCUGAUAGAGUAAACCUGGUGUUUGAUCCCAUCAGGGAUCUCUUACCGCUCAACCUCUGCUACACCGAAGCCUGUAGUUCCGACGAGGCGGAUUGGCUGACCGACCAGCUCGGUGAGGCCCUUGCGUAUCCGAAUCUGAAACUCAAGUCUCCAUCUCUCCAUUCCAGCAACUUGGAACAUGAAUUCGACAUCACGAUAGAGCCGAGACGCUACUAUUAUCGAAACUUUAUGGAGUCUCUGUUCCUCGAUGAUUUCGGAUGGGAUGACUUUGGAUCACCCAAUCCUCCUUUCCCCAGCCAAAGCGUCAAAUUGUACAAUUGCGAUGUCCCUCGCGAAGAAUGGUUCCCCUCGGCGAGCAGGAUCGGUUUGACUGAGGAAGAGAUUGAGCGGAUCGAAAUGUAUACUACCGCAGAGACAGCAUCUCCCAUCAAUCUGGACAUCCGUCUGUGCCCCAACCCCCGUUGCUCCCGAGUACCUUCUCAACCUUCCGAACGUACGAUGCUGGACGUGAAAGACGAAACUGGGGAAUCGGGACUGCAAAGAGCGAGUGUGGAGCCCCGGUUCCGAGGGUGUGCCAGGAGCCCAGGACGUCGGGCCGUUUCUCUGGGGCCUUGA
This is a messenger RNA of Cryptococcus wingfieldii CBS 7118, 816 nucleotides long. RefSeq lists its product as hypothetical. Bases 1 to 816 code for a protein of 271 amino acids. Lineage: Eukaryota; Fungi; Basidiomycota; Tremellomycetes; Tremellales; Cryptococcaceae. The record is from RefSeq and is a predicted model, not a curated record. The transcript has 4 exons.